Molecule: messenger RNA, 279 nt
Organism: Penicillium subrubescens
Lineage: Eukaryota; Fungi; Ascomycota; Eurotiomycetes; Eurotiales; Aspergillaceae
Exons: 2
Coding region: 1-279 (92 amino acids)
Biological process (GO): inositol phosphoceramide metabolic process; sphingolipid biosynthetic process
Cellular component (GO): inositol phosphoceramide synthase complex
Molecular function (GO): inositol phosphoceramide synthase activity
Source: RefSeq, a predicted model, not a curated record
AUGCCGUCUUUGCAUUUUGGUAGUUUGGUGUUUAUUGCCGUUUGCACGGUGGUGUAUAGUCCGCACGCGUUGCUUCGAGUGUUAGCCCCGUUGUGGCCGGUGAUGAUGGGGUGGACGGUGAUUGCGACGGCGAAUCAUUUUGUUGUUGAUAUGGUUGUUGGUGUGGUGGUGGUUCGUUGUGCGUAUUAUUUGAAUUGGGUUAUGGUGAUGUUGGUGCUGGUUGAGAGGGUGUUAUUUCGCUUGAUUAGGUUGGAGAAGCCUCGGUGUCGGCCGGGGUAG